Nymphaea colorata (pocket water lily) is the source of this 2232-nucleotide messenger RNA. RefSeq names its product protein DETOXIFICATION 49-like. The transcript has a single exon. Gene Ontology annotation, biological process: xenobiotic detoxification by transmembrane export across the plasma membrane. Gene Ontology annotation, molecular function: antiporter activity; xenobiotic transmembrane transporter activity. Gene Ontology annotation, cellular component: membrane. Bases 162 to 1829 code for a protein of 555 amino acids. Lineage: Eukaryota; Viridiplantae; Streptophyta; Magnoliopsida; Nymphaeales; Nymphaeaceae. The record is from RefSeq and is a predicted model, not a curated record.
UCGUCACUCUCUCCCUCUCAACAGUUCUCCGGAAGACGGCACUGACGACGUAAGAGGGAAUUGCCGGCACUCUGUCUCUACCUUCUUCCUCCAAAUUAAACAAUCAACUUGCCUCUCUGCCUUUCUCUCUGUUGGGUAAGCUCCUGAUCUCCGCUACCACCAUGUGCGAGGCGAAGCGACCCAUGGAGGAGGAAGCGGCCAGUCUCCUAAAAUCCGACCAAGAGCACCAGCCCCAAAGCCUCCAUGACCAGCCCGAGCCAACCUUGCUCACCCCUUUCAUCGACGCCAAGCCCCAUGAAUUCGCUGCCAAGAAGGACCCUCUGUCCCACCUGGAGGAAGGCGGCGACGCCGCGGAGUUCCGCCGCCCUGAAGACUCCGUCGCCUCCGGUUACGUCAGAGAGCUCUACGACCUCGGCCGCAUAGCCCUCCCCAUGGUCCUCAACGGCCUCUUCCUGUACUCCCGAACUUGGGUAUCCAUGGUCUUCCUUGGUCGCCUUGGCGGCCUCCCGCUAGCCGGCGGAUCCCUCGCCAUCGGCUUCGCCAACAUCACCGGCUACUCCAUCAUCUCCGGUCUCGCAAUGGGAAUGGAGCCCAUCUGCGGCCAGGCCUUCGGCGCCAAGAAGCACUACCUCCUCGGCAUCACCUUCCACCGCGCCAUCCUCAUGCUCCUCUGCGCCUGCAUUCCCAUCUCCCUCCUCUGGCUUAACAUGCACAGGAUCUUAAUCUUCCUCGGCCAGCAGCCGGACAUCGUCGAGCUCGCCCACUACUACAUUGUUUACUCCCUCCCCGACCUCUUCGCCCAAGCCCUGUUGCACCCACUUCGCGUCUACCUCCGCACGCAGACCCUCACCAUGCCCAUCACCUACUGUGCACUGGCCGCCAUAGCCCUUCAUUUUCCCGUCAACUACCUCCUGGUCACCGUCUUCGACAUGGGUAUCCGCGGUGUCGCCCUUAGCGCCGCCUGGACCAACGUCAACAUUGUUCUCUGCCUCCUCUGCUAUGUCUGCUUCUCGAAGGCCUGUAAGUCGUCCCGAGUUCGAAUUUCCACAGAGUGCCUGAGGGACUGGUACUCGCUUGUCAGCCUCGCCAUUCCCAGCUGCGUCUCCGUCUGCCUGGAGUGGUGGUGGUACGAGAUAAUGAUCCUCCUCUGCGGCCUGCUGCUCAACCCCAAGGCGACGGUGGCUUCUAUGGGCAUCCUCAUCCAGACCACUUCCCUCAUCUACAUCUUCCCUUCCUCCCUGAGCUUCGGCGUGUCAACGAGAGUGGGAAACGAGCUCGGAGCGAACCGGCCGGACAGGGCGAAGAAAUCGAUGGUGGUCGGCCUUUCCUGCAGCUUCGUCCUGGGCUUCGUCGCAUUGUGCUUCACCACCACGGUGAGGAAGAGCUGGGCGACGAUGUACACGACGGACCCGGAGAUCCUCAGGAUCACGGCCAUGGUGCUGCCGAUCAUUGGGCUGUGCGAGCUCGGAAACUGCCCGCAGACGACCGGCUGCGGUGUGCUGAGGGGGACGGCGCGGCCAAGGACAGGGGCCAACAUCAACCUCGGGUGCUUCUACCUAGUGGGGAUGCCGGUGGCGGUGCUGCUCGCGUUCGUGAUGGGGUUCGACUUCAAGGGGCUAUGGCUGGGGCUCAUGGCGGCGCAAAUGUCCUGCGUCGUGACCAUGAUGAGCGUCAUCUGCCGCACCGACUGGAAAAUUCAGGCGGAAAGAGCAAAGGUUCUUACCGGCGGUGACGACGAAAGCAGUUCCACCAAUGGCGCCUCUGUUCCUAGUGGCGAUCAGCAGCCCUCGGAUAAGCUCGUCAAUAUUAAAAUCGACCAGCAACGGUGAUGGGCUCUGUUACGUUGUUGAUCAUUUCCUCGUCACACUCUGUAAAUUAUUAAUACAUACUUUUCAUCCUUCAUUUUUGAAUACUCUUUCUCUCUGUUUCUUCAACACCAAACCAUAGCAGGGAGUAGGAAACCCAAUCUUGAAUCCAUAGAUACAAAUAUAAUACUUCAUUGGAGUCGGGGGAGGAAGAAAUGUAAAAUCUGUUCUUCUUUUUGCCAAUUGUUAUAGCAUGGGUUUUUUGUUCUUCUUCUUUUGAUUUUGGACUCCAUGUUGUAAUUUCUGGCUUUGAAUACAAAGGCGAAAUCUAUGAAGCUACUGUUCAUACAUGAGAAUCGUGUUCUGGUAGUUCUCCUCUGUUUUCGAUUCACGUCUGUUCCAGCUGGUUCGAGAGAGAGUAAAGGAG